CUGCCCGCCGGGUUGUCUCUCGGCCUGGAGCAUGUUCGCUCGACUCUUUCGCCCGGCCGCGCCGGCGGCCUCCCGGCGCUUCAACCAGCCCUCGCCGCCGGUGGAGCGGUUCAUCGCCAAUGUCGGCGGCCGGCCGACCACGGUGCUGCGGCUGCUGGCGGACGUCGGGCCACGGAGCCCGGUGACGGCGGCCCCCUCAGGCGCGCCGGUUUCCGGCCCGGCGGCGCACGCCACCAUCGAGGAGGUGGUCGGCGGCCCGGCCACCUCCGGCCCGGCGAGCACCUUCGAGUCGGAGGUCCCUGUGCUGGUGGUGAUCCCCGGCAACCCGGGAGUCAUCGAGUACUAUGCGGACUUCAUGCGGGCGGUCUUCUUCCGGAUGAAUGGCCGGAUCGAUGUGUUUGGUGUCGAGCACUUCGGGCACAGUCCCACCACGGCGGACUUCCUGCCGCUGGCGCAAUCGUGUCGGGCCUCGCGGGGGUCCAACCCGACCGGGGGGAACAUCCUGCAGGCGCAAAUUGAGCACCACAUGUGCUUCUUGUCGGAGUUGCGCCGGUGCCGGAACCCCUGGACCCCGCUGUACCUGGCCGGGCAUUCGGUCGGCGCGCACAUUGCCCUGGAGCUGACCAUGGCCGACUUCUCCGUCGGGCCGGACCCCUCGGAGCCGCCGCCGCCCUACUGGAGCCCGAGCAAGAACCCGGCCAGCUUCGAGCCGGGGGCCCCUCCGGCCCGGGCGCCGCUCUCCAUCACCCAUGCCUUCCUCAUGACGCCGACUUUGCGCAAGAUCGGGUCCACUCAGAAUGGCCAAAAUCUGUCGGCGGCCUUCAACCCGGAGGUGAUUGCGGUCCUGGCAAAGGUGGUGACCGUGGCCUCCAUGAUGCCGGCCUUCAUGACGCGUCGGCUUCUGAGCGCCAUGGCCUCGUUGUCCACCCGGAUGGCCGAGGUGACUGCCGACAACUUCAGCGGGCGCGUGGUCAACAAUUGCCUGCACAUGGCCGCCGACGAGAUGGACUUCCUGCAGGAGCUGUCCCCGAAGAAGGUUCUCUUCCUGCACCAGCAUGGGUCGCGUCUGGUGACGUGUUUCUACUCGCCCGGGGAUGAGUGGUGCACGCCGGGGGACGCGGCGCGGCUGGCCUACCUCGUGGGCCUUGACAAUGUGUUUGUCGUCGACCCGAGCGUCAAGCACGCCUUCGUCACCAAUGUCGAGAACACCGCCUUCAUGGCCAAUCGCGUGGCCGUUCGUCUGCACGACAACCUGAUGAACCCCCGGCCGUAUUUCCAGCAAAGCAUGGUUGACGACCGGUCAGGCCUGCCCUCCCACUGGGAUGACGACUUCGAUUGGUCCGACGCCGAUGUGGCCAACAACACGCCACCGCAUGUGCGCCAGGUCCAGUCCGCGGACAAGGGGUUCUGGCUGGGGCAAACGGAUGUCGUCCUCGUUGAGGGAAUCUUGCCGCCGGCUCGGGCAGCCGGGCAACCGGCCGCCGCCGCCGCCGCCGCCGCCGCCACCGCCCCUGCCACCCCCUCCGGGCCUCUCCAUGACGCCGGUCUGAGUGCCAGCCCGACGCGCGCGGAUCCGGGCGACUUGCCCCAGUACCCGUUCCCGGUGCAGGAUGACGAUGAGGACUUUUCUGACGCCCGUUCCUGA
This is a messenger RNA of Fonticula alba, 1645 nucleotides long. RefSeq lists its product as hypothetical. The coding region runs from base 32 to 1645 and encodes 537 amino acids. Gene Ontology annotation, molecular function: lipase activity. Gene Ontology annotation, biological process: lipid storage. The transcript is spliced from 6 exons. Gene Ontology annotation, cellular component: lipid droplet. NCBI's taxonomy places the organism in Eukaryota, Rotosphaerida, Fonticulaceae. The record is from RefSeq and is a predicted model, not a curated record.